Messenger RNA from Phalaenopsis equestris, 1827 nucleotides. RefSeq names its product serine--glyoxylate aminotransferase. The record is from RefSeq and is a predicted model, not a curated record. Gene Ontology annotation, cellular component: peroxisome. Gene Ontology annotation, molecular function: L-serine:pyruvate transaminase activity; L-alanine:glyoxylate transaminase activity. NCBI's taxonomy places the organism in Eukaryota, Viridiplantae, Streptophyta, Magnoliopsida, Asparagales, Orchidaceae.
ACCUUUAUCGGAGGAAAAACAAAAAUAUGGGGUGGGAGUGAUAGAAAGCUGCACUGAGCUUCUUCCCUCCCUACCUUCCUAAUCCCGAUCAAAAUCAUAUCUUGUCAAUUGUGUCUUCUUAUAAAUUCCAUCUCCACCUCACGAUUCCUCCCGCCGAGCCCCUCUUAUCCUCCACUCUGGAUUUUAAUGAAGCCCGCUUCUGUCCCCAUGUCUCUCCUUAUAUUUCACCACCUAACCUUUCUUUCCCUCUGCUUAAAAAGGCAAUACAUAGAAGUCCGGAGGUACUUCUCUUGUGUCUUCUUCUAUUUCUUUUCAUCUUUUGCUUGCUUCAUAAAGUUGCGAACAUUCAGUUCGGCGCUCUAUUGAGCUCAAUUGCUCUUUGAGGAGGAAGAUGGAUUAUUUUUAUGGUCCGGGGAGGCAUCAUUUGUUCGUGCCGGGACCGGUGAACAUCCCGGAGCCGGUCAUCCGAGCAAUGAACCGUAAUAAUGAGGACUACCGCUCUCCGGCUGUGCCGGCGUUGACGAAGACUCUACUUGAGGAUGUUAAGAAGAUAUUCAAGACGACGAGCGGAACCCCUUUUCUGAUUCCCACCACAGGUACUGGAGCAUGGGAAAGUGCAUUAACAAACACUCUUUCACCUGGUGAUAGGAUAGUCUCUUUUCUUAUUGGACAGUUUAGCUUGCUCUGGAUUGAUCAGCAGCAACGCCUCAAAUUUGAUGUGGAUGUUAUAGAAAGCGAAUGGGGACAAGGUGCAAAUCUUGAUGUACUUGCGUCAAAGCUAUCAGGCGACCGUGCUCAUACUAUAAAGGCUAUUUGCAUCGUUCACAAUGAGACUGCAACUGGUGUAACCAACAACUUGGCAACAGUGAGAAAAUUGCUUGAUGACUUUAACCAUCCUGCAUUACUACUUGUUGACGGAGUUUCUUCUAUAUGCGCCCUUGACUUCCGCAUGGAUGAAUGGGGAAUAGAUGUUGCUCUAACUGGUUCACAAAAGGCUUUAUCUUUACCUACUGGGAUUGGAAUUGUAUGUGCCAGUCCAAAAGCUCUAGAAGCAUCAAAGACAGCUAAAUCUGUUAGGGUUUUCUUUGACUGGAAUGAUUACCUUAAAUUUUACAAAUUAGGAACUUAUUGGCCCUACACUCCUUCCAUCCAAUUGCUUUAUGGGCUUAGAGCAGCUUUAGAUCUUGUAUUCGAGGAGGGACUUGAUAAUGUGAUUGCAAGGCACAAACGCCUGGGAAAAGCAACGAGACUGGCUGUUGAGGCAUGGGGAUUGAAGAACUGCACCCAGAACGAAGAGUCUUAUAGUGACACAGUCACCGCUAUUGUUGUUCCGUCCUACAUUGACAGUGCUGAAAUUGUGCGGAGGGCAUGGAAGAGAUAUAACCUAAGCUUAGGAUUAGGCUUGAAUAAAGUGGCAGGGAAGGUCUUCAGGAUAGGACAUCUUGGCAACCUUAAUGAGCUGCAAUUGCUUGGUUGUUUGAGCGGUGUGGAGAUGAUACUGAAGGAUGUUGGAUAUCCAGUGAAGCUGGGUAGUGGAGUUGCUGCUGCCGCUGCUUUUUUGCAGAAUACCAUCCCUCUGAUCCCUUCAAGGAUAUGAUUUUUCUGUUUUAUUUGGUUUGUCACUCCUACUUUCUCUCCAAUUCUGUUUAUAAGACUUCAUUAUACAGUAAUGUUACUGGAAGUUGUGUCUGUCCUCUGUCAUUUAAUAGACAUCUCCCUUUAAAAACUUUAUUGAAUGUGAAGUUGUAUUUGAAAAUUUUUAGCGGAUUAUGUCGGCUGUGAUGGCUUCAGGUUUUAUGUAAUUAAUAUGAUCCCUUGAUUGAGAAA